AUGGCAGACGCGGUAGGAGCAGCAGCUGGAAUUGUUGGGGCAGCAGCAUCAAUCGGUGGUGCAAUUGCUGAAAUUGCUCCCACACAUCGCCAGUGCACCAUUGAGAUUAUGAAUGAAUGCAAGGACUUCAGCCUUUGUAAUCCCAGGAUGUUCUUUGAGAGUGGAGGCUGUGCCAUACCCCUGCUAUCUUUCAUUGGCCCUUACAAAACUGACGUGGCACAGUUUAUCAAGACUCCACACACAGCAUGUGGAUCUGUUGGUGUCUUCACUUAUGAUCUCCUGAAGAAGGAUGCAGAGCAGCCCAUUGAGAAGAUAGCUGUCAUGUUCUCUGUGCCCUAUGACUUUGGUCCAUACAAGAACUUGUAUGCAUUGUUAGAUUACUCAGCCAGUCAGUUAUUUGGCAUCGUGUGUCAUGGAAAACUCUACCAGUGA
This is a messenger RNA of Scomber japonicus (chub mackerel), 432 nucleotides long. RefSeq lists its product as uncharacterized. The transcript has 3 exons. The record is from RefSeq and is a predicted model, not a curated record. Lineage: Eukaryota; Metazoa; Chordata; Actinopteri; Scombriformes; Scombridae. Bases 1 to 432 code for a protein of 143 amino acids.